Solanum dulcamara is the source of this 957-nucleotide messenger RNA. RefSeq names its product 18.1 kDa class I heat shock protein-like. The coding region runs from base 93 to 677 and encodes 194 amino acids. The record is from RefSeq and is a predicted model, not a curated record. Gene Ontology annotation, biological process: response to hydrogen peroxide; response to salt stress; protein complex oligomerization. Lineage: Eukaryota; Viridiplantae; Streptophyta; Magnoliopsida; Solanales; Solanaceae. The transcript has a single exon.
UCGAUCAGCAACCAAUUCUCCUUGUAUCACAUUUUAUUUCUUCCUAUAAAAUUUACUUAAUUUUUUUUAAAAAAAAAAAGAAUAGUGCAAAAAUGCCUUUAAUAGCUCUAUUUAACGGUCGCAAAAAUCAUACGCCAGUACAAACUCCACCACCACCAGCAACAAUACUUACACAUCAAUUUCAAAUAAAUCAGAAUCAACUCAAUCCUCAUGUUUCACCAACAACAAAAAUUACGCAUCAAUCUCAACCAAAUCGAGGUCGUCAGGAUCCUUACGAUCCCUCACGUGAAUUUUACCUUCAAACCCCUAGAUCUCUCAUAGCACCAGCACUGUCAUUCUCACGUGAACCUAAAUCUAUAGCUCAAAUUGAGUAUGAAGCAACUCCAGAGGCACAUAUUUUUAGAGCUAAUUUGCAUGGAUACAAAAAAGAAGAAGUGAAGGUACAAGUGGAAGAUAACAAAGUCCUAAAGAUUAGUGGGGAGAAAAAAAUAGUACAAAAAGAAUAUGAUAAUUGGCACCAUUUUCAAAGAAAAAAUGGGAAUUAUUUAACUGCUUUUAACUUGCCUGAGGAUGCUAGGGUUGAUAAAGUGAAAUCAUCAAUGGAAAAUGGAGUGCUUAUUGUCACUAUUCCUAAGAAGGGAGCGCCCAAGAAAUCUAGAACAUUUUUCUUCAAAUAAUGUGUUGAAUUUCUUUUGAUAGUAUAUUUUUAUAUUUCGUAUCGAAAAAAAUAAUAAGUUCGAUUGAAUCGUUGAAUAGAAGAUAUAUCAGCAUCAAAUUAAUGGAUUAAGCACGCUUUUGUAAUAUAGUAUUAGUAGCUACUAAUAAUAAAGGGUAUUUUUUUUAUAACGUUCUUCUAUAUAUUCUUAAUAUUUUUAAUUUAAAUUAUUUUUUAGCUUAUAUAUAUUUAGUAUGAUGAUGCUAUAUAUGAAAUGAGAGUUCAAAUAAAGUUGAGAUUCA